GCUGAAUUUAGCAGCUCAGAAAGCUCCUUAAAAACCCAAUUUCUUUUUAUAUCUCUUUUUUGCCUUCUGUAGAGCCUGCUUCGGCUGAAAGUUGGUUUGUGUCACGGAGGCAAGCUAGCCUCCAACAGCUUCCGGUUGUCCAACCGCAGAGAAGGGAGUGUUUCUCCCCAGGUCUCUAGCGGGAGCCCUCGGCUUCCUUCUGACUGGACCACCCUGAUUGUGUGGCGUUUCCAGAAGAAUGCUUUGUAUUGAUUGGCUUAGGUCUGGAUUGGGUACUGGUUCCUAAAACAAACACUGUUGGCAAGGGCAUAAGAUUAUUGUAAUUUAGUUUAGCCAAAUCAGUCUCUAUAAAGGAGGUAGACAUGGGGUAAAUCCCAACAAAUCUGCAUGGAUAUUCUACAAUGGUGUGAAGUGGCAUGGAUGUUGAAAAGCUCACCCUCAGUGCAGAAAACAGCCUGGAAGGAUGUAUACCAACGGCAGUUAUCUUCAAGUGGAAUUAUGGGGGAUUUUCAUUUUUCUUAUUUAUGCCUGUUAUUUUACACUUUUUCUUUUUUUUUUUUUUGCUAAUUUUACAUUUUUGACAACAAACAUAUUACUUGAAAAAGUUUAAAAAGAAACGAAGGCUAUAAAUAUGAGAAAAAGUUGGUGUAUAACACUUGCGAUGUAAUUAACAGAUUGAGAGACUUAAAGCAGACAUGUUGGCAAACAGGAAAUCUGAAUUUUCAGAACGGCACCAACUGUGCCUUGGAGAAGCUUCUGACUGCCUUUCUCUUGCCUCUGUAUGAAACUGUGGUCAUUUCUAUAGCUGUACCAUGAGAUUUUUGAAGGCUAGCCUGGCCUAAAACCAUUGGUUCCAGUGGCUUGAGUCUUUCCCUCGUGGUGGGGUGAUGAAACUUUUUAGCUCUCUCUAGAGACAUUUUCACUUGUCAGCUUGAAACACCAUGAAGUGGGUCCCAACUCCAGAAGGGGAAGCACUGGCCUCAGGUUCCCCCAUUUCUUUCUUGGACAGAAGGAGCAGGGUGUUCUUUCAAGAAGUGGCUAGCACAAAAAGUCCCCGCUUCCUCUGAGAGCCUGCAGCUCUUGGGAAUCACGGUGUGAAACUGGCUGUGGUCCCAGGGAAGGGGCUCUGGGUCUGAAGGCUCAGGAGCCUGGGAGAAUGUGAAGUGAGGCACUUCCCUUGACUCACUUCUGUUAGAUGCUGGGUAUUGGGGGUUCUUCCCAGGAUUCAUGGAGAAACUCCUGCUACUCUUCCACAUACUUUUUUCCUGGAGAAGACUACUCAGUUUCCCACUGGCAGAAAAGACUUCCACUCGUAAUGCAAGUGAGUUCCUCCUGCUAGCCCCAUGUCUCUACCGUCCGGGAUUCAUCUCAUCAUUUCCUGCCCUGGUUUUUCAUGCAAGAAAAAGAAUACCUUCCCCAGAUCCUCUUCUUGGGAAAAGGAGAAGAAAAACACACAUCUGUCCAACCAAAGUGUGCAUACCUGCUCUUACUUCCAAACUCGUGAAGUAAAUCUCUUGAGGACGAAGACCAUAUCUCGUUCUUCUCUGCAAGCUCAGCAUUUAGCACAGUGCCUGUUACAAGGAGCCAAGUUGCCCUGAAGAUCAUGAACUUGUCUUCUGACCACUGCAACAUAUCGGAUUGGCUGAGGCUGGAAGCAACAGUGAAGGCCUCUGUGUAUGUGGUGGCCUUCUUCUUUGCCACAUUCGUCACCGUCGUCAUCAUCACAAUAGUGUUACAGAAUUCGAAGCUGAGGAAAGAGGUCCGACACAUCCUCCUGUGCCACCAUCUGCUAUGCAUCUCCUCCUACUGUGGCCUCGGGGUGGUUUUCCAAGGGAUGCGGGCUCUGCUGGCCAACAGCCCCGUGCUGGUAUGCUGGGUGGUAUUUGGGGUCCAGCUAAGUGUUGGAGAAGGGAUCCUCUUUACGCUGGCCUUGAUGGCGGUCAACACUUACCUGGCUAUUUGCUGGCCUUUGAAAUCUCUGUCCUUGGUAGAUUCGGUUAAGUACAGGAUCUUGGCUGGGUCUUGGGUAAUCAUCAUAUUCAAGAAUGUUUGCUUAUUCCUCAUAGAAAGCGCUAACCCCCCUCGAGUUGCCGUUUUUAAAUCUGAACCCCUGUGCCCUGUGAUCUUGAACGGCCCUCCUGCCAGAGCCGUUGGCAUGGUUUUCCUUUUCUUUCUUCUGUCCAUCAUUCUUAUAAGUUACUUUCUGAUCUACCGAGAAGGCAAACGGGCUGGCCAUUUUAACAGAUCAAAUAUCAAAGCAAAAAAAACAGUCCUUAUUCAUUUAGUGCAGAUGAGUUUGCAUGUAAUACCAAUCCUGAUAUUCAUAGGUUUGGGAAAGAUGUGUGGGGUGUUUUUCUUUGCUUUAAACCUGGUACUUUUUGGAGUCUUUGCAUUUGCACAGUGUCUUAACCCCCUGAUCUAUGGGCUCUGGAACAGAGAGCUGCAAAGCGGAUUAUACCACUGGAUGUGCUGUCAGCUGUGGUGUGGUCACAUUAUGAACGACAGAGAGCCAGUUUAAUCUGGAACUCAGCCACUUGGAAUCAAUGACUCUAGCCCUAGCGGACCAUCAGCCAGGCUUGAGGACUUGCCUUUUACGCAACCUAAAAUUGGUGUCUUGGUUUGAUUCUGGAAGCGAUAGGAGUAAGUCAAAGCUAUUCAUCUGGCUUGCAAACUUCGUUGCUGUGUGCGUUGAACUGGCCUCACGGAAAUCGUUUUAUAUCUUUAAUUCUAAACCCAGAUCAACAUUUUUGGCGGCAUGCCCUACUGUGUUUCAGUAGUCAGGCAGCUUUUGAGAACGCACUUGUUUUUAGAAAUGGAGAAAUAGUCCAUGGUUGAUAGGAAGAGAAGUUUGGCCGUUCCUCUUCUAUUCAUUAGGGGUAGGCUUCGCUGCAUGUAGUAACAAAGCAGAAACCAAAUAACAGUGAUUUUGUAAAGUUUGAGAUUUUUUUCUGAUGUAAAAGA
Messenger RNA from Panthera uncia (snow leopard), 2961 nucleotides. RefSeq names its product probable G-protein coupled receptor 148. Lineage: Eukaryota; Metazoa; Chordata; Mammalia; Carnivora; Felidae. The record is from RefSeq and is a predicted model, not a curated record. The transcript has 4 exons. Gene Ontology annotation, biological process: G protein-coupled receptor signaling pathway. The coding region runs from base 1604 to 2518 and encodes 304 amino acids. Gene Ontology annotation, molecular function: G protein-coupled receptor activity. Gene Ontology annotation, cellular component: membrane.